Molecule: messenger RNA, 1344 nt
Organism: Penicillium pulvis
Lineage: Eukaryota; Fungi; Ascomycota; Eurotiomycetes; Eurotiales; Aspergillaceae
Product: AP-1 complex subunit mu
Exons: 5
Coding region: 1-1344 (447 amino acids)
Biological process (GO): intracellular protein transport; vesicle-mediated transport
Cellular component (GO): clathrin-coated vesicle; clathrin adaptor complex
Molecular function (GO): clathrin-cargo adaptor activity
Source: RefSeq, a predicted model, not a curated record
AUGGCGUCGGCACUGUUCUUCCUCGACUUGAAGGGCAAGACCCUUCUGGCCCGCAACUACCGCGGGGACAUCCCUAUGUCCGCAGUCGAGAAAUUCCCCAUCCUCCUCAGUGAAGCCGAAGAAGAGAGCUCUGCAGUACCUCCCUGUUUCUCCCACGAGGGCAUCAACUACCUUUAUAUUCGCCACAGCAACCUUUACAUCCUCGCAUUGACCAAGAGAAACACAAAUGCCACUGAGAUUCUCCUUUUCCUCCACAAGCUUGUGGAGGUUUUCACCGAAUACUUCAAGGUUCUGGAGGAGGAGAGUAUCCGCGACAACUUCGUUGUCAUCUAUGAAUUGCUGGACGAGAUGAUGGACUUUGGAUACCCUCAGACAACAGAGACCAAGAUUUUGCAAGAAUAUAUCACCCAAGAAUCACACAAACUCGAGGUCCAAGCACGGCCACCGAUCGCCGUCACAAACGCUGUUUCUUGGCGUAGUGAAGGUAUUCGUUACCGCAAGAACGAAGUGUUCUUAGAUGUGGUGGAGUCGCUGAACCUGCUCGUGUCGGCGAACGGCAACGUCCUGCGAUCCGAGAUUUUGGGCGCCGUUAAGAUGAAGUGUUAUCUGAGUGGAAUGCCCGAGCUUCGACUGGGAUUGAACGAUAAGGCGAUGUUCGAGACUACAGGUCGCGCCACGCGGGGCAAGUCUGUCGAAAUGGAGGAUGUUAAGUUCCACCAGUGCGUGCGGUUGUCACGAUUCGAGAACGACCGAACAAUCAGUUUCAUUCCUCCCGAUGGCGAGUUCGAGCUGAUGAGCUACCGAUUGAAUACGCAAGUCAAGCCUCUGAUCUGGGUCGAGUGUUUGGUUGAAUCACACUCAGGCUCACGGAUUGAGUACAUGCUCAAGGCCAAAGCACAAUUCAAGCGCCGCAGCACAGCUAAUAACGUUGAGAUUCUCGUCCCCGUUCCCGAAGACGCCGACUCUCCCCGGUUCCGCACGAACAUCGGUACCGUGCACUACGCGCCCGAAAAGUCGGCCAUCAUCUGGAAGAUUAAACAAUUCGGUGGUGGCAAGGAGUUCCUCAUGCGGGCGGAGCUGGGUCUACCAUCCGUAAAGGGAGACGACGAGCACGGUGGUGGUAUGACAGGUGGAUUUGGCGGUAGCAUGGGCGGUGCUGGUGCCAUGGGCAAGGCGAAGCGGCCUAUCAACGUCAAGUUCGAGAUCCCCUACUUUACUACCAGUGGUAUUCAGGUGCGGUACUUGAAGAUUACUGAGCCCAAGUUGCAAUAUCCCUCUCUUCCCUGGGUGCGCUACAUCACACAAUCAGGCGAUAUCGCUGUUCGCAUGCCAGAUGUGCAAUAA